AUGGAAACUACUACAACAACAGUACCAGUAGAACUUGGCUUUGCAGAACUUUCUGAAUUACCUUUAACAUCUGACAUAUUUCCAAGUAAAAUUGGAGGAAAACCAGCAUGGCUAAAUCCUAAACAUAUAUUAUCAUUUGAACAAGUUAAAUGUG
This is a messenger RNA of Entrophospora candida, 154 nucleotides long. Lineage: Eukaryota; Fungi; Glomeromycota; Glomeromycetes; Entrophosporales; Entrophosporaceae. The record is from the annotation of a GenBank genome assembly.